CGGGCCGCCACUGAGCAAGCGCAUCAUUCGUAGCUCAACUCCCUGAGAGACGGACCUCUUCGCUUACUUUGCCAUUUCUACCAUUUCCUUCGCAGUUUAAUAAUUGACGUAGACCGCCUUUGUGUCUUUUGUGAUUAUUUGUUGCUUGAAAAGUUUAGUAAGAUCUUAACUUCCAUGAUGAUGAACCCCCAACGUGAGACCACCAGCCCCACCAUCCUCCACUCGGAUGUCAUCGCCGACCGUCGCAGCGUCUUCCAAGGUCAUGUCGCUCCUGUCACCUGCCUCGACGACGUACGCCAGGUCCUGAAGGACCUUAAAAAAAAUAAGAAAAUUCUGAACGCGAAGCACAACACCUUCGCGUUCAGGAUCGAAGGUCCGGGCGGCGUCGUCGAGAACUACGACGACGAUGGCGAGGCGCACGCCGGCAGUAAAAUUUUAGAUUUAAUGUUUAAAAUGAACGCUCGAAACGUUGUGGUGGUGGUCACGAGAUGGUUUGGAGGAAUCCAGAUAGGGGCGGACCGGUUCCGCCACUAUCUGGCGGCCACGCAGCAGGCGCUGGCGCUGUCCAAUAAACUGACGUGCGCCGGCGCCGUAACUGAGGGAAAAAAAUCUAAUAAAAAUAAAAAAUGCAGGAAAAAAAAAUAAAAAACAAAAACUGAA
Messenger RNA from Ostrinia furnacalis (Asian corn borer), 660 nucleotides. RefSeq names its product protein IMPACT-like. NCBI's taxonomy places the organism in Eukaryota, Metazoa, Arthropoda, Insecta, Lepidoptera, Crambidae. Gene Ontology annotation, cellular component: cytoplasm. Gene Ontology annotation, biological process: GCN2-mediated signaling; regulation of translational initiation. The record is from RefSeq and is a predicted model, not a curated record. The transcript is spliced from 4 exons. The coding region runs from base 175 to 645 and encodes 156 amino acids.